This is a messenger RNA of Falco peregrinus (peregrine falcon), 7406 nucleotides long. It is a transcript of the gene PLEKHA8, whose product is annotated as pleckstrin homology domain containing A8. Gene Ontology annotation, molecular function: ceramide 1-phosphate transfer activity; ceramide 1-phosphate binding. The record is from RefSeq and is a predicted model, not a curated record. The transcript is spliced from 14 exons. Gene Ontology annotation, cellular component: cytoplasm; cytosol; membrane. Gene Ontology annotation, biological process: intermembrane lipid transfer; ceramide transport. NCBI's taxonomy places the organism in Eukaryota, Metazoa, Chordata, Aves, Falconiformes, Falconidae. Bases 253 to 1815 code for a protein of 520 amino acids.
CGCCGUUUGCGCCUCCGCAGCGCUGCGGCGCCGUUCUCGGGGUGCGCGGCAGCGGCGCGCUCUGCGCUAGUGGCGUGGCGGCGGCGGGCAGGCGCGGCGGCGGCGGGGGCCGGGCAGGGCAGGGCAGGGCGGGCGGCGCCUCGCUAUGGCCCUGGGUGCCGGCGCCGCGUCGGGGCGCGGGAGGCGGUGGCGGCGGGCGGCGUGACUCCGCCGGGGGGCGGCCGUGCUGCAUGGGGGCGGGGGCCGGCCGCCAUGGAGGGAGUGCUGUACAAGUGGACCAACUACCUGAGUGGCUGGCAGCCUCGAUGGUUUCUUCUCUGUGGUGGCAUCCUGUCCUAUUACGACUCUCAGGAAGAUGCCUGGAAGGGCUGUAAGGGAAGCAUCCAAAUGGCCGUGUGUGAAAUUCAAGUUCAUCCUGCAGAUAACACACGAAUGGACCUGAUCAUCCCAGGGGAGCAAUACUUCUAUCUGAAGGCAAGAAACGCAGUUGAAAGGCAAAAGUGGCUGGUUGCACUGGGAACUGCGAAAGCCUGUCUGACUGACAGCAGGACGCAGAAGGAAAAAGAGUUCACUGAAAACACAGAAGCCUUGAAGACUAAAAUGUCUGAACUUAGACUGUACUGUAACCUCCUUGUUCAACAAGUACAUAAAACGAAGGAAGCCAGCAUUUCUGGUGUAUCGGAAUCAGAGAGCGAGAUUGAUAUGGGAGCUCUGUUAAAAUCAACCUGCGACACCUUCCUGAAGACUCUUGAAGAAUGUAUGCAGAUUGCGAAUACUGCCUUCACUUCUGAGUUACUGCAUCAGACCCCGCCGGGAUCCCCCCAUUUAGCAGUUCUCAGAACGAACAAGAUAAAGCACUCUGUCUUGCCCAGUCACUCCUCAACGGAAAGGCAGAUGGAAAUGAACCCAUGUGAAAAUGGCUCUGUAAAAGCAGAAAUCAACCAUCAAGAGCAAACCCUUAUUAAAAGUCUGGAAUGUUUAAACCUGGAAACAAAUGAGGGGAGCAAUGAUGUUUCUGUUGAAGAUCACAUAGCAGAGGAUUUGGCAGGCAUUAAAGAAGGUGGAGAGAACGAGCUGCAAGCUGUAGGAAGCUGUGGUGCCCACAAGUUGCUGCAGUUGGAGACAAAUUCUUUAAGUGGAUUGACUCUGUGUGAAGAAGACAGAAAUGAAAACGAUUCUCCUACCUUCUUCAGUGUCAUGAGCAAUAGGUUCAGUGAUAUUGAACUUCGGGAGGAGGAGGGCAUACCGACAGAAGAGUUUCUGGAGUCAUGUUACGCGAUUGUGCCCGUUCUGGACAAGCUGGGACCAACUGUUUUUGCUCCUGUUAAAAUGGAUUUUGUAGGUAACAUCAAGAAAAUAAACCAGAAAUUUAUAACCAACAAAGAAGAGUUUGAUACCCUUCAGAAGAUAGUGCUCCAUGAAGUGAAUGCAGGUGUAGCACAAGUUAGAAACUCUGCUACGGAGGCUCUGCUGUGGCUGAAAAGAGGCUUAAAGUUCUUGAAAGGUUUUUUGACAGAAGUGAAGAACGGGGAAAAGAAUAUCCAGACAGCUCUGAACAAUGCUUAUGGAAAGACAUUACGGCAGCACCAUGGCUGGGUUGUCCGCGGAGUCUUUGCGUUAGCUUUAAGGGCAGCUCCAACAUACGAAGACUUUGUGGCGGCUCUGUCUGUAGAGGAGUGCGAUCCUCAGGAAGAAACAUUUUACAAAGGAAUGCAGAGGGACCUCAACAUUUACCUACCAGCCAUGGAAAAGCAGCUAAAUAUCUUGGACACUCUCUAUGAAGUACAUGGUUUGGAGUCAGAUGAGGUGGUAUGACUACAGCAAGACCGCAUCUAAAACUUCAGGGACUGUGUCUGUUAACAAAGAUUUCUUUCGUUUUGGGUUUUUUGGACAUCGUUUCUGUUCAUUGUAUCUUUUCAGGUGGGAAGGGUGUUGUGAGUGUUUUUGGGGCAGGGUAUGUAUGUGGGGGUUUUUAUGCUUGUUUUAUGUUUAAAUGCAGAGGUACUGUUUCUCUUUGGGUCAUAACUAUGUCCACGAUGAAUGUUUUUGACUGUUUAUCUCCUGCCUGUGCACUUCCUCUUCUCUUCACCUCAUAAACGUAACGGAGCAGGAUUUGGCCUUUGCUCCCGUACCUUUGGAGAGAGCUGUGCCUGCAGCGGAGCCGCUGGGACCUCAGCGCGGUGCCCAGCUGGGUGCUGCCGGCUCUGGCUCUCCUGUGCCCUGUGCCUGCUCCCUGCGAGGCUGUAGGAGGACAAAGGUAGUAAAAGUUACUAUUACCUUGGUAGCAGAAGAGAAGAGAAGCUAAAUGCCAGCUUAUAAGGUACGCAGGGAGUUUGUCCCUUAAUUUGGGUUGAAGCUUUUUAAUGCAGCACCUCCCCAGAUAGUACAGAGAUCUUCACCGCAGGCACGUGGUGGUCUGAGCUUCCCCAGGAGCCAGUCUUUGAAACUGGGCGUCGUGUUCCCUGACCAGCUCCCAGUUUGUGCCACUAUUCUCCCUAUGAGCUCCUGCCAGUGGACCACCAGAAAUUUGCUGGCACAGGCUGGCAGAGCCCAGCUACUUUCCACAGUGCUUUACAGAAGCAAUCGGAGAUUAUGUCCAUCAUCCUGGUUUUGAUGGGUUUUUCUAUUUUGAGCUUCGGGUUUUCUUAAAUCAGAUUCACACAGAAAUGUAACGUUUGCUUUUCAAUGGAAUACAGCUAGUACUUUUUAAUAAGCAGAUAUGAUUAAAAUGCUUCCUAGGCUGCCACUAUGGACAGAGACUUCAUGGGAGUAGACGUGAAAUACGUGAAGUGUAGGGGAAGCUAGAAUGUGUCACACGCCAUUACACAUCGGGCCAGUUAUAAAUUUUACAAUCUGAAAUGAUGUACAAGUGACUGGAAAUUAAGAAAGUAAAAUUUGCCCUUUUUCCCGUUUUGCUGACACAGAUAAAAAUGUGCUCCUUAACAUGGCUCAUAUUGAAAAUAAUAAAGUCCUUUUAGCCAGUGGUGUGGUUAAGGACAAAAUUCCUAGUUGUGUUGAUGGCUGGAAGGCUGCCUGUGAGUCACGGACUGCCCAUGCAAGGCAUCAGCAGGUCUCUCAGCGGCGACCUAGGGCUUUAGAUGGCUUUGUGCAGAGAGUUGAGUUUAACUCGUGCAGGAGGAGAGAAGACUGUGCUAAUGAGGUAUUUUAGAAUUAGUAAAUCUUCAUAAUCACAGGAGAAGUCAGUGUUGCCAUGUUCAGAGGAGAAGCACUGGCUUUUGCUAGGCUAAAAGCCACGCUGUCAGUAGCGUGAAUGUACUGCAGACCUGCUGCCCUGCAUCGCUCUGGCGGGAGCCUCUCCGCACCCCAAAUACUCGAUCCUUCCUAAAGAGCCUAGCAUUGUGAGCUUUAAGAAGAGCAUAUGAUGCUUGAAGAACAGACCAAACAUCACACUUGGUGUGUAAAGCAAGAUACUAGGAGUCUGGUAAGGCAUUUAAACAGCGUGGCUUCCUUGUUCCUGUCAUCUUUUCUGAGCUGUGCCUGUCUGUAGUUCUUACAUACUCCAGGAGGAGUCGGAAGGAUGUGGGGGGUUUGGUUUUUUUGAUUUUCUUAAUUUAAGUAGUAUAUAUUUAUGUUUGAGUACAAAGUCACAACUUUUGACCAAAGCUCCAUUCAACUAUCUCGCUACUCACAGCGCUAAAAACAAAGCGGAGAGCCUUUUGGGAUUUGGCUGUCUGCUGCUUCUAAACAUGAGUGCAGAGAAGUUACACGUGUAGUAGAACAGCCAGCUCUCCACCCUGUGCAGUUUCCUCCAGAUUUUCAGCUAUUAUGUGGGAAACCACUGUAAUAGUUUUUAGCUGAGUGCGCUGGGAAGGUAACGGAGACCACAUUUCCACAAAACACAGCUGGUGUAGGGGAGAGCAGGAAGAGAUUCCUCUUCGCUGGAAAUUAACUGUCAGAUCAUGAUGAAAAUUUACUUCCCUUUUUGCUCUAGGUUUUUCCAGUAGGAGGAAAGCGUAUUCAGUACUUAAAGUCUUGGAUGUUAUUUUUGGAUAUUUUGGUUGGUUGGUUUGGUUUUUUAACUAGCAGGAGAACCACUAGUUUGUUAGUAGGGCAUCAGACCCAGUGUUUGAUGCAAAAAAAUUAGGAGGCUUUAUUUCGUAGUCAGAGAAAUAGCUUCAUUGGACCAUUAGCUUCGGCAAUUACUAACUUCUACCAUUCUUCUGACAAGAGUGGUCCACAUUGUGUACCCUCUAAUCAGCGUGGCAUUCUGCCUCAGAGCAAGCUUUCUCGUCUUGCUGUUCUGGGUGAAGUUGGUCUUUCUGAACUCUGGAACUGGUGCUUGAGAAUGUUCUUAGGAGACCGUGGCUUCAGGACAACCCCGUGUGCUUGUUGUUAAACAGGGGGCUUGUACGGAAGGAACUGAGCGAGGGCUCCUUGCCUUCGAAACUUGUCCUCACCAUGCACUGCUUUUGCAGAGCGCUGAGCACUUCGAAGUCUUACGAAUGCGAUCUUUCCAGUCAAACCACCACUGGGAUAGAAACCCGUGCAGCAUGCUGCAGAGCUGAAAUCCAAGUUAUACCUCUAAGGAUGCAACAGACCAGAUGACCAAGUGGAAGCAGAUACACUGCUAGACAAUUGACCGCUUCCUUUUCCUGUGAUGUCAGUUUGGCAGACAGAGAGGAUUGCUUUUGAUUUGAAUAAUUGUAGAGAAAAAACAACUUAACUUUUGGCCUUCAAAUUUAGAAUUGGAGAGAAGGUCGGUGUUUUCCGUUUGAUUUGAUUGGUUAGGGUUAGUUUGUUUUUUUAAUUUGAUGGCUGACAUUUAUGAGCAACUGCUCUGCGUACGGAUAGAGGUCCUUGUGACUCUCAGAUGAUAGCACCCUUGCUCUGUGUAAUUUACAUGAACUGCUUUGGUUUCUUGAACCGCACCAGUCUAAAGUUUUGUGUCCCUUUCCUUUAGAAAUGCUUUCGGCUGUUUCCUUCAAUGUCUGACAGUUGCAUAUUCUCAGGGAUUUUACGUAGCCAUGGCAAAAGAAGAGUCAUCGCAGCCUUACCCUAGGGUAAGGGGAUUAAGGCUGCUUUUUGUGAAACCGGUACGGCUGUGUGUAGAACUGAUACAGCAUGACACUGACAGUGUCUAUCCAGCGUGCAUCCUUGCUGAGACAUGGUAAAUCCCAAAGCAAUCUGAUAGAAGUGUUAUCUAGUACUGAAUGAUGGCAGUCAGCAUCUUGGAAUAGAGAUCGUACACACAUCUUUGCUCUAACGCCAACGGCACUAUAUUACAGAGCUCUCAAUUUCAGUCGAGUUCUGCUUAGCAAUGGGAGGCUUUUAUUUAUUUUAUUUAUUUUGUUGUUUGUUUUUUUUUUUAAACUGUGUUCUGGAGCCCCCUCUGCUAUUUUAAGACACCAUACUCAGUUGCAGAUGGAAGUUCUGUGAUGCUACAAUUGUAGAAUAUGAACUGAAUACUCAAGUGCUUUAGUGUUUACGCUAAACAUCCCACCUAGAUGCUGUUGUAAUAUGGAUCUCCCUUUAACAGAUGCACUUAAAGUUAAGGGGCAUAUAGCUUCACUUACAAUCUUGCAUCAUCAGGAUUUAGGUUAGAGCUGUUUGAAAAGUGUCACUUGGUUGGCUGGAUGUAUAAAAAAUAUGCCCAAAAUGUGCUCCAGUUGUUUGCAGUGUGCUUUGGCAAACAGGUGUGGAACAUUAUAGAAAUCAGCGUUAACUAUGUCUGUAUGCUGGACCUUCUGAACCUUUCUUUUCAUUAGCACUUCAGCUUUUGUGAAAAACUUUAGGGAACCUUGAACUGCCUUUUAGGCACCAGAGAAGAUAAUCAGCGCAUUCCUACCUGCCUCUCUUUCCCUCUUCCCCAACCUGGUCCCACCUCUUCCUUUCCUCCCAUUGUCCUCUGCUUUGCUACCAGAGCUGUCGCUGCCAAGUCUCAGCAUCCCUCCACAAGGGAACAAAGCAGGAGCUUUUGUAAGCGAUAUAAAUGUAAACUUGGGAAAUGAGACCUAAAUUCCUUGGCAGGCAACCGAACAUACAGUCAGGUGGAGAAUGUGCUGCUUUUCUCUGAAGUUUCUCCCUUGUUUGACAUAACUUUGCCAGGAAAACCACACCACUUUGAACUUCUAAUUUCACCGAUGAAAUUUAAAUUGGGACACUUGAGACUUGGCAGUUCUAUCUCUUACAAGUGAAAGCACAGGGAUUUUUUUUUAUUUAUUUAAUGGACUUAUUUCUUUUCACUUGCCUGCAUAGUGCAGAUAAGAAAACAAAAAGAGAAUGGUGGGAAUGACUGAAUUCAAGCCUCUCUGCUACCUUCUAUAGCCCCUUGGUGACCAAACCCUGUAAAGUACCACAUGCUUCAAGCAAUAUAUAAUCACUCUCGUGCAGAAGGGGUAUCAUAGUGCACUUGCUCGCUCUGAGCACACACAGGCAGUAGUUGAUCCUACUCACAGUUCACACGAGGAUUUAAGCCCUUGCUUUGAAGUUAGAACACAGGCAUAUGCUUCACUUAAACCCACGUGCCCACUGGCAUGCAGUUCUUCAAAAAUGUGGUCUCUGACUGUCAUUUUUAAUAUCCCUUUCUUGGUAUAGAUUUUCACCCCUCAUACUCCAGAUGUUAGAGGUAGAUUUUUUUUUUUAAAUAUAUGAAACUUCCUUGGUUUCAUAUCCAGAUUUCUGCUUAACGCUAAGUUUGUGAACUUUAUUUUGCAUUGCAGCAUUCAAGGGGUCCAAAACUUAAUUUCUUUAAUUAAAGCCAUCUUGAAAGUUUGAGAUUUAUGUCUACUUGAAGCUAAACAAGUAAAUUGCAUUCCAGGAUACAGUGACUAAACUGAAAACCAAAGCAGCUUGCUUUUGUAGUUUCCUUUUUUAUUUUCUUUUCUCAAGGCAAUUUUGGGCAUGUGUUUUAUCAGUCAAGCUGAGCUUACUACAAGCCUUAUUUAUACAUACAUACUGAAAUACACUUAAAGAUGAAGAGAAGGUAUAUUGCCUCACACUUUAAAUUUACUUAAUUCUAAGGGCUUGCUCAUGCCCCAAAAAUCACCUCUUCCAGUGUAAGCAUUGCAUAAAUUGUGCUGUCAUAAGCAGUUCAGUCUGAAAUACUUUGAAGUUUCCAGUCUGCGUCAUCUCUCAAACCAUACCCCUCUCUCUUCUUUUGGAACAUUAAGACCUUUGUCAGAUUUUUAUAUUAUUUCAUUAUAAUAAACUUGUUUUAAAUAAGCAUGUUCUAAAAUCUCACUUUCUCCUUGCAUGGAUUUUGUUUCUUUUACUACAGCAGAGGGCUUAAAGUGCUCUUCAGGACCGCAUCUGUUCUAGGCGCUGUGUGAACAGUCAAAACCAGUAUGUUUCUGGUUGACAGAAACAACCUGUAUGUAUCUUUGUAUGAAGAAUGUUAACACACAUGGAGCCUGUUUAGAUCAUGAGAAUAAAAGCUGUGUCUGGCA